Messenger RNA from Pleuronectes platessa (European plaice), 3593 nucleotides. It is a transcript of the gene memo1, whose product is annotated as mediator of cell motility 1. The transcript has 9 exons. The record is from RefSeq and is a predicted model, not a curated record. Lineage: Eukaryota; Metazoa; Chordata; Actinopteri; Pleuronectiformes; Pleuronectidae. Bases 393 to 1286 code for a protein of 297 amino acids.
CUGCUCCACCGGAAACCCAGUGACCCUCACUUACAUCCAGACUGUGACAGCUCUUCCACUUCACACUUCCCUGCUGUUCGCUGUCAGCUCAUUAAAAAAACGUUGUAGUUUGUGUCUUUAGGAGUUUUACAUUUCACCAGGCUCGUCGAUCCCAGGGACAGUUAGCAGCUAACUCAAUAACCGGCAACAACACGGCGACCAGCUGACAGAGCUCGUUAGCCUGCUAUCCCAGCUGUCGCUCCAGCCUGACUACCCUUUGUCUUUACAACCAAGCGAGCUAGCCGCCGUUUGUUUCUUCUUCUGGACUAGUUAACCUCGGCUUUGGAAGUUUAUUUAUUUUUUUCCGCUUUACAAGAGUUAAGCAGACCAAGAUAGGCGGCUUGGGAUCCAAGAUGUCCAACCGAGCGGUGUGCAGAGAAGCAUCUCAUGCGGGGACCUGGUACUCAGCUUCGGGAUCUCAGCUGAAUGCACAACUCGAGGGCUGGCUGUCCCAAGCAGAGUCCACCAUUGGACCUGCUAGAGCCAUCAUAGCGCCCCAUGCUGGAUACACGUACUGUGGUGCUUGUGCGGCACAUGCCUACAAGCAGAUUGAUCCCUCUGUUACUCGUAGGGUCUUCAUCCUGGGACCUUCACACCAUGUGGCUCUCUCCCGCUGUGCCCUGACACCUGCAGACAUCUAUAGAACUCCUCUUUAUGACAUGAGAAUCGACCGGAAGGUUUACGCUGACCUCUGGAAAACUGGGUUGUUUGAACGGAUCAGUUUGCAGACAGAUGAAGAUGAGCACAGUAUUGAAAUGCACUUGCCUUACACUGCUAAAGCCAUGGAGAGCCACAAGGACGAGUUUAGCAUUGUCCCUGUGCUUGUGGGCGCCCUGAGUGAAUCUAAGGAACAGGAAUAUGGGAAGCUGCUCAGCAAGUAUCUGGCAGACCCUUCCAACCUUUUCAUCAUCUCCUCCGACUUCUGCCACUGGGGUCAGCGGUUCCGCUACCUAUACUAUGAUGAAACUCAAGGGGAGAUCCACAGGUCUAUUGAGCAUCUUGAUAAAAUGGGAAUGGGCAUUAUAGAGCAGUUGGAUCCUGUGUCUUUCACCAACUACUUGAAGAAGUACCGCAACACCAUCUGUGGGCGUCACCCAAUUGGAGUGCUGCUAAAUGCGGUGGCUGAACUUAGGAAGAAUGGUUUAGAAAUGAACUUAUCUUUCCUGAACUACGCCCAGUCGAGCGAGUGCAGGAACUGGGACGACAGCUCCGUGAGUUAUGCUGCCGGGGCCCUCGUCGUUCAUUGAGGGCAACUUUCACAGGGACCAGUGCAGCGCCGCCACCCUGUCCUUACUAUCUAUCGCCAUAACCCAGACAUCCUCCCUCUCACCUCACCCCCAAUCGCGCCCACUAUUUGCAGGAAGGACCUAGACACUCGAAGCCAAUCCAGUCCCCUUUGUCUGUCUCUAGCUCUUCUCCACCCUCCUCUCGGUUUGAAUUGUGUCUCAGAGCUUUUGGUUGAUACAUUUUUCUUAAAGAGCAAUGGUGUGAGGAAUGCAUAUUAAUUUGGCUCGGGGGAAACCGCCAGGAGGGACAAAUCUUAUUUGGGUUUUUGGAAGGACUUCAGUUGUCCAUUUCAGUUUUUCCUUACAAACGAUGGAUUCGAGUUGUGAUGCAAUCUUUACAUUUGGACUCUUGGCAAUCUAUGCUCAUGUUAUUUGCCUCCGAAAAAGGAAUGAAAAUAUAACUGCAGAUCUUAAUAUAGAAUACUGUAAUGCUGCCAGAGGAAAAUGAAGUGAGUGUUGUGAACUGACUGCUUUAAGCUACAUGCGACUUAAAUUUAAAAGGCUAUUUCUACCGUCGCAUCAUAUUGUAGUUGCUAACAAAGGGCUGCACCCAGCAGAGUUCACUAACCCCUGUACAAUACCAAAAACAUUAUUACUCUCAUAAUAGUUUUAUUAAAUAUGAUCUUUUAUUCAUAUUCUAUUCCUUUUUUUUCUCCCUUUUUCGUUAGUAUUAUUAGAUGUGAUGGUAUUUACUCAAGUAGUGUGUAGAUUUAAACAAAAGGAGUCUUGUCAGUUAAAAACAAAUUACUCGGUUAACCUGUUAAAUUAGUGCGUGUGCAAUGCUGCUCCCAGAUUCCAAUUAUACAUGUGUAGCAUCAUAGAUAUGGUUUGCUUGGGCCAGACUGCAGCUGUGGGUGCCCAGCAGAAAUAUGAAUAUUGUGUAAAUGAAUCCCAACACUGACACCACUAGUCUUUGUUUACACUGCCACCUUGAAUCUCUGUUGUUAUUGAAUUGUCUUCAUAGUAGACUCAGUCUUAAUUUUUAGUUUUUGCAAAAGUUAAAAAAAAAUAUAUAUUACUAUAUAUUAAUGUAGCUUUACUUUUAGCAGUUUACUAAUUCUGUCCACGGGGUAGUGAUAGACGUUUCUUUUAUUUAAGUUUUUUAUAUCCAAAUGCCAUAUGUUAUUGUGAAGAUUUCAGUCUUCAUCCUCAAUGGUUUGUUUCCAGUUUUGUUACUCCUUAAUCAAUGAGUAGCUAGAAGUGAUGGUGGAGUGAGAUGGAGGUUUGAGAUCAGCACAAAGUUACGAUUCAAUGUUCAACAAUUUACAACAGGGAAAUGUGGCUCCAUGCUCUAUUAUUGACGGGUGUUAAUCUGAUAAGAAUGAAUAUAUUUCUUUGCAUUAUGUAACGUCAAGCAAGAGGAUCCCAGUUAUGACAAAGAAAAGUUACUUGCAGUGUAAUCCUGCUGCUUGAAAGACUCUCAAACUGCAUACAAACAACCUGAAGGCAGUGAACCUGAUGAUUCAUAGUGGCAGGCUUUCGGGGACAGUACGUCAGGCAGCACACCAUGACUGCUGUCCUUUUCAUCUGAGAUCUGAACAUCCCAUAACUCUGACUGACAUUUGCUGCUGACUGAUUCCCAUUGAAAAGAUGCAGUCCCUGAAUAUUGUCUCCUUCUCUCAGCACCAUAAUCGUUACGCUACAAUAACUGGCUGAAGCAAGUGAGCCCAGACUGAAAAAAUGAAGCCCCACACUCAAUUGACCUCUGAUGAUAAUUUAAGGGAAACUAGUAUUGCAACACACACGUUUAUAGUGCCUUUUUAUCCCGAAUGCACACAUACAUAAGAAGUCUAUUCUCACUUUUAGUCUUAUUUUAGGAUGUGUACUUUCACAUGUACCCUUGCCCAGUGCCCAACAAAGUCUCCAUCCCAUCAAGCUCUCAAGGAGUGUUACAUCUCCCUCUAAUCUUAUUGGUCAAAGAUGGCACCAGCUGUUAUAUCCUUUCUCCAGCAGGGAGCGGUGUUCUGUUUUCUCCACCUCACCUCAUUCCUGUAGAGAGAGACAAAAGGCUAAACCUCAACACUGUUCUUUUUUCUGUUUAUGGAUCUUUGUUAGUCUCUUAGAAAUGUUUUUUUUAAUUAUUAUUAUUUUUCUCUUGCUUAGAGAAUGGGAGGUUACACGUCACAAACCUAAAAUACUACUUAACUGCUGCCUAAAUGGAGCUGUUCUGUUCUCAGGUUCCACUGACAAAGCAUCCCUACAGGGUCUUCAGAUGAGGCCAAGGAUUCAUGUUACAAAACAUAAAAAAGUAAAAUGUACUGAAAAGCC